Messenger RNA from Ascoidea rubescens DSM 1968, 180 nucleotides. RefSeq lists its product as uncharacterized. The transcript has a single exon. Lineage: Eukaryota; Fungi; Ascomycota; Saccharomycetes; Ascoideales; Ascoideaceae. The record is from RefSeq and is a predicted model, not a curated record. Bases 1 to 180 code for a protein of 59 amino acids.
AUGGUUGAAAAAGCUGUAUCGUCAUUUGCUCGUGGUUAUGUGCAUCCCCAAAUGCUAAAUGCUAAUCUAAAAUUUGGAGAGACUGGAGCAAUGCUAAAAGAUGAGUUGGCAGCAAAAAUAACAGAAUUGAAGUUUUUUGCUGCUCAGAAAUUUUGUUGUGUGUGGACUGUUUUCGGGUAA